Messenger RNA from Lemur catta (Ring-tailed lemur), 8434 nucleotides. RefSeq names its product mediator complex subunit 12L (gene MED12L). Gene Ontology annotation, biological process: regulation of transcription by RNA polymerase II. Gene Ontology annotation, molecular function: transcription coactivator activity; beta-catenin binding. The coding region runs from base 122 to 6652 and encodes 2176 amino acids. Gene Ontology annotation, cellular component: mediator complex. Lineage: Eukaryota; Metazoa; Chordata; Mammalia; Primates; Lemuridae. The transcript is spliced from 44 exons. The record is from RefSeq and is a predicted model, not a curated record.
CGCCACAGCGAGCGAGGAGGGGGAGAGAGGGAGUCUGUCUGCAAAGUGCUGCUCCCUGGUGCUCAGAGGCGGCUGCUCCAGCUCCAACUCUCAUUCAUUUCGCCGGUUAACAUGAGAGAUCAUGGCCGCCUUCGGGCUUCUCAGCUAUGAGCAGAGACCGCUGAAGCGCCCCCGGCUCGGGCCGCCCGACGUCUACCCACAGGACCCCAAGCAGAAGGAGGACGAGCUUACUGCUGUGAAUGUAAAGCAAGGCUUCAACAAUCAGCCGGCCUUCACUGGAGAUGAACAUGGGUCUGCCAGAAAUAUUGUAAUUAACCCAUCAAAGAUUGGAGCUUAUUUUAGCAGCAUAUUAGCUGAGAAACUCAAGCUUAACACCUUCCAGGACACCGGAAAGAAGAAACCACAAGUUAAUGCGAAAGAUAAUUAUUGGCUGGUUACUGCUCGAUCCCAGAGUGCAAUUCAUAGUUGGUUUUCUGACUUAGCAGGAAAUAAACCACUUGCUAUUUUGGCCAAAAAGGUUCCCAUCCUUAGUAAAAAAGAGGAUGUUUUUGCAUAUCUAGCUAAAUAUUCUGUGCCCAUGGUUCGAGCAACGUGGCUGAUCAAGAUGACUUGUGCCUAUUAUUCUGCUAUAUCUGAAGCUAAAAUUAAGAAACGUCAGCCUACUGAUCCCAAUUUGGAGUGGACCCAAAUAUCUACGAGAUAUCUUCGAGAACAGUUGGCCAAGAUUUCCGACUUUUACCACAUGGCCUCCAACAUGGGCGAUGGCCCUGUCCCUGUGCCCCCGGAGGUGGAGCAAGCCAUGAAACAAUGGGAAUACAACGAAAAGCUAGCAUUUCACAUGUUCCAGGAAGGAAUGCUAGAAAAACACGAAUAUUUGACAUGGAUCCUGGAUGUUUUGGAAAAAAUCAGACCCAUGGAUGAUGAUCUUCUUAAACUCUUGUUACCACUAAUGCUGCAGUAUUCAGAUGAGUUUGUUCAGUCGGCCUACCUGUCUCGUCGUCUUGCCUACUUUUGUGCCCGGCGUCUUUCCUUGCUGCUGAGCGAUAGCCCCAACCUCCUUGCUGCCCACUCACCCCACAUGAUGAUAGGACCAAACAACUCGAGUAUCGGGGCCCCCAGCCCUGGCCCCCCCGGCCCUGGCAUGAGCCCCGUGCAGCUGGCCUUCUCAGAUUUUCUUUCCUGUGCACAGCACGGUCCCCUGGUUUAUGGACUCAGUUGUAUGUUGCAGACUGUCACUCUCUGUUGCCCAAGUGCCUUGGUGUGGAAUUAUUCCACAAACGAAAAUAAGAGCACGAACCCAGGCUCGCCCCUGGAUCUGCUGCAAGUGGCCCCUUCUAGCCUGCCCAUGCCGGGUGGGAACACAGCUUUCAACCAGCAGGUUCGGGCAAGGAUUUAUGAAGUGGAACAACAGAUAAAACAAAGAGGUCGUGCAGUGGAAGUUCGGUGGUCUUUUGACAAGUGCCAAGAGUCAACAGCAGGGGUGACUAUUAGUCGGGUUUUGCACACACUGGAAGUUUUGGAUCGUCACUGUUUCGACCGAACUGAUUCCAGCAAUUCAAUGGAAACGCUUUAUCAUAAGAUUUUCUGGGCAAACCUAAACAAGGAUAACCAAGAGGUUGCCCCCAACGAUGAAGCCGUGGUGACGUUACUGUGUGAGUGGGCUGUGAGCUGUAAACGGUCAGGCAAGCACAGGGCCAUGGCGGUGGCAAAACUCUUGGAGAAGAGGCAAGCAGAAAUCGAGGCAGAGAGAUGUGGUGAAUCAGAAGUCUUGGAUGAGAAGGAGUCUAUUUCUUCAGCCUCUCUUGCUGGAUCUAGUUUGCCUGUUUUCCAGAAUGUUCUGCUAAGGUUUUUAGAUACACAGGCCCCCUCAUUGUCGGAUCCUAACAGUGAAUGUGAGAAGGUGGAAUUUGUGAACCUGGUGCUGCUGUUUUGUGAGUUCAUCCGCCACGACGUCUUCUCCCACGAUGCAUAUAUGUGUACCCUCAUAUCUCGUGGAGACUUGUCGGUCACUGCCUCCACCAGGCCGCGGUCACCAGCAGGGGAAAAUGCAGAUGAACACUAUUCAAAGGACCAUGAUGUGAAAAUGGAGGAGCAGAGUAUUAUGGCGCAUAUGGGCAUUGACUCAGGAACCACUAACAUUUUUGAUGAAGUAGACAAGAGUGACUUUAAAACUGACUUUGGUUCGGAAUUUCCAAUUUUUUCUCCCAUGCCUGGAGAGUCCUGUGAGAAUGCCAACACUUCCUUGGGCAGAAGAAUGUCGGUUAAUUGUGAGAAGUUAGUGAAGAGGGAAAAACCAAGGGAAUUAAUUUUUCCAUCUAAUUAUGACCUCCUCCGUCACUUGCAGUAUGCAACACAUUUUCCUAUACCUCUGGAUGAAUCUUCAAGUCAUGAAUGUAACCAGCGCACAAUCCUUCUCUACGGAGUUGGCAAGGAGCGUGAGGAGGCAAGGCAUCAGCUGAAGAAGAUUACCAAAGAUAUCCUGAAAAUCCUAAAUAAGAAGAGCACCACAGAGACAGGGGUUGGGGAUGAAGGACAAAAAUCCAGGAAGAACAAACAAGAAGCAUUUCCAACACUGGAGACUGUGUUCACAAAACUCCAACUCCUUUCAUAUUUUGAUCAGCAUCAAGUGACAUCACAGAUCUCUAACAACGUGCUGGAACAAAUCACAAGCUUUGCUUCAGGAACGUCCUAUCAUCUCCCAUUGGCUCACCACAUUCAGCUCAUCUUUGAUCUCAUGGAGCCAGCACUGAACAUCAAUGGACUAAUCGAUUUUGCAAUACAGUUACUAAAUGAACUGAGUGUUGUGGAAGCUGAGCUGCUCCUAAAAUCCUCCAGCCUGGCAGGAAGUUACACAACGGGACUGUGUGUCUGCAUCGUGGCUGUUCUCAGGAGAUAUCAUAGUUGUCUGAUCCUGAAUCCUGAUCAGACAGCCCAGGUGUUUGAAGGGUUGUGUGGUGUGGUAAAGCAUGUUGUAAACCCCUCAGAAUGUUCUUCCCCUGAAAGAUGCAUCUUAGCCUACCUCUAUGAUCUUUAUGUGUCAUGUAGCCACCUCAGAAGUAAAUUUGGAGACCUCUUCAGUAGUGCCUGUUCAAAAGUAAAGCAAACCAUAUAUAAUAAUGUGAUGCCUGCAAAUUCUAACUUGCGAUGGGAUCCAGACUUCAUGAUGGAUUUUAUCGAGAAUCCCUCCGCCCGUAGCAUCAACUACUCAAUGCUGGGCAAGAUCCUCAGUGACAAUGCAGCCAAUCGCUACAGCUUUGUCUGCAAUACACUCAUGAAUGUAUGUAUGGGCCAUCAGGAUGCUGGAAGGAUUAACGACAUAGCCAAUUUCUCCUCUGAGCUGACGGCUUGCUGCACUGUUCUCAGUUCCGAAUGGCUGGGGGUUCUGAAAGCUCUUUGUUGUUCUUCCAAUCAUGUGUGGGGGUUUAAUGAUGUACUUUGCACUGUAGAUGUGAGUGACCUUUCAUUCCAUGAUUCAUUAGCUACUUUCAUUGCUAUUCUGAUAGCACGACAGUGUUUUUCCCUGGAGGACGUCGUGCAGCAUGUUGCACUUCCCUCUCUCCUAGCAGCAGCUUGCGGAGAUGCGGACGCCGAGCCCGGGGCCAGAAUGACGUGCCGACUCCUGCUCCAUCUCUUCCGAGCUCCCCAGGCCUGCUUCUUACCUCAAGCAACGGGCAAACCUUUCCCUGGAAUAAGAUCAUCUUGUGAUAGACACCUCUUAGCCGCUGCUCACAACAGCAUUGAAGUGGGAGCCGUGUUUGCUGUUUUAAAAGCAAUCAUGAUGCUUGGAGAUGCCAAAAUUGGCAGUAACAAUGUCAGCUCUUUAAAGAAUGAUGACUUCACCAUGAGAGGUUUACGACGUGAUGUGAAUGCUGAUGAUAUCUGGACUGCCACACAAAAUUCAAAAGCCUGUGGGAAAAGCAUUUCCAUAGAAACCGCUAACUUAAGAGAAUAUGCUAGAUAUGUAUUGAGGACUAUCUGUCAACAGGAAUGGGUAGGAGAACAUUGCUUAAAAGAACCUGAAAGAUUAUGUACAGACAAAGAACUUAUAUUGGACCCUGUGCUUUCGAAUAUGCAAGCACAGAAACUGUUGCAGCUUAUCUGUUAUCCUCAUGGCAUUAAAGAAUGUACCGAGGGGGACAACCUGCAAAGACAGCACAUUAAGCGCAUUCUUCAGAAUCUUGAGCAGUGGACACUGAGACAGUCCUGGCUAGAACUCCAGUUAAUGAUCAAACAGUGCUUGAAGGACCCUGGCUCUGGUUCUGUGGCUGAAAUGAACAACUUACUGGACAAUAUUGCAAAGGCAACAAUAGAGGUAUUCCAGCAGUCUGCAGACCUGAAUAAUAAUUCUUCUAAUUCUGGCAUGAGCCUCUUCAACCCAAGUGGAAUUGGAAGUGCUGAUACAAGUAGCACACGACAGAAUGGAAUAAAGACAUUUCUAAGUUCCUCUGAACGCAGGGGUGUGUGGUUGGUGGCCCCCCUCAUCGCCAGGCUGCCCACUUCUGUGCAAGGGCGAGUACUGAAAGCUGCUGGGGAAGAGCUGGAGAAAGGACAACACUUGGGUUCUUCUUCAAAAAAGGAAAGAGACAGACAGAAACAGAAAAGUAUGUCUCUUUUGAGUCAACAACCUUUCCUCUCACUGGUACUUACCUGCCUUAAGGGACAAGAUGAGCAACGGGAAGGCCUCCUAACAUCUCUCCAGAAUCAAGUUAACCAGAUUUUAAGUAACUGGAGAGAAGAACGAUACCAAGAUGACAUAAAAGCACGGCAGAUGAUGCAUGAAGCAUUGCAACUCCGCCUAAAUUUGGUAGGAGGAAUGUUUGACACGGUGCAGAGGAGCACCCAAUGGACGACAGACUGGGCCCUCCUACUCCUGCAGAUAAUUACUUCAGGGACCGUUGACAUGCAUACGAACAAUGAAUUAUUCACAACUGUUCUUGACAUGCUGGGUGUUUUAAUCAAUGGAACAUUAGCCUCUGACCUAUCAAAUGCGUCCCCAGGGGGAUCUGAAGAGAACAAACGUGCAUACAUGAAUUUAGUAAAGAAACUGAAAAAAGAGUUAGGAGACAAGCGAUCAGAAAGUAUUGACAAAGUUCGACAGUUGCUACCUUUGCCGAAACAGACAUGUGAUGUCAUCACUUGUGAACCUAUGGGUUCCUUGAUCGACACAAAGGGAAACAAAAUUGCUGGAUUUGACUCUAUAGAUAAAAAACAGGGCCUCCAGGUCUCUACGAAGCAGAAGGUGUCUCCAUGGGACUUGUUUGAGGGUCAGAAGAACCCAGCUCCUCUGUCCUGGGCCUGGUUCGGGACUGUCCGAGUGGACCGGAAAGUGAUCAAGUAUGAAGAGCAGCAUCACCUCCUUUUGUAUCACACACACCCCAUGCCCAAGCCCCGAAGUUACUACCUCGAGCCACUGCCCCUGCCUCCCGAGGAGGAAGAGGAAGAGCCCACAUCUCCAGUCUCUCAGGAACCAGAAAGGAAAUCAGCCGAGCUGUCAGAUCAGGGAAAAACCGCAACAGAUGAAGAGAAGAAAACAAAGGGAAGGAAGCGCAAGACGAAGUCAAGCUCAAGAGUUGAUGAAUAUCCACAGAGCAACAUAUACCAAGUGCCUCCUAAUUACUCACCCAUCUCCUCCCAAAUGAUGCACCAUCCACAGUCCACAUUGUGGGGUUACAACCUCGUGGGCCAGCCCCAGCAGCCCGGCUUUUUCCUGCAGAACCAAUCUCUCACUCCAGGUGGCUCCAGAUUGGACCCUACGGGCUCCUUUGUCCCAACUAAUACCAAACAAGCUCUGUCGAACAUGCUGCAGCGGCGCUCGGGCGCCAUGAUGCAGCCACCCUCCCUUCAUGCAAUCACGUCCCAGCAGCAGUUGAUACAGAUGAAGCUUCUGCAGCAGCAUCAGCAACAGCGGCUUCUCAGGCAAGCCCAGACUCGGCCUUUCCAACAGGGCCAGCCGGGGGACCAGGCUGCUCUCUUUGCUGCACAAGCACGGCCCUCCCCUCAGCUCCCUCAGUAUCCAGGGCUGCAGCAAGCACAGACCAUGCCCCAGGGCUAUACGAUGUAUGGAACCCAGAUGCCUUUGCAGCAGACGCCGCAGCAGCAGGCUGGCAGUGUGGUCCUGUCUCCCAGCUAUAAUUCCAGAGCCUACUCGGCCGCACAUUCCAACCCUACGCUCAUGGAAAGACUCAGACAGAUCCAGCAGCAGCCCAGUGGCUAUGUUCAGCAGCAGGCCUCGCCAUACCUGCAGCCCUUGGCUGGCUCUCAGAGACUGAACCAUCAGGCUCUACAGCAGAGCCCUCUGGUAGGUGCAGGAAUUGAUGCUGUGCUGACUUCUGCACAUCCAAACCUUCCCUCGGUGCCCCUUCCUCAGGACCCAAUGAGGCCCAGACAGCCACAAGUUCGACAGCAGCAAAGACUCCUCCAGAUGCAGCAGCCCCAGCAGCCCCCCCAGCCCCAGCAGUCCUCACAGCCCCAGAGUCAGACCCUUGGUCUCCAAGCAAUGCAGCCCCAGCAGCCUUUGUUUCCCAGGCAAGGCUUGCAGCAGACCCAGCAGCAGCAGCAGACAGCCGCCCUGGUGCGGCAGCUUCAGAAACAGCUUUCUAGUAACCAGCCACAGCAAGGAGUGACUUCCUAUGGGCAUCCUUCACACUUCUGAAUCUGCAAGAGGAGAAGACAUGAAGUCUUGUGUUUGCACUGAAAAAUAGAAAAUCGAAUUUAAUGCAUUAGUCAUCCUUAAAAAUGUCCCUUUGUUCUUUCAUUUCUUUGACAUUUUACCAUAUUUUAUGCUACAUCUCACACAAAGGUAUUUAAACAAAAAGCCAAGGAAAAGUUGUGGUUUGAUUUUUGUCACAUUCAACUUUAAAGCAGGUUUAAAAAUAUGGAUCAUGCAGGCCAACUUCAGGAAGAGUGUAGUAGCAGACCUUUUGAAAUUGGUGCUUUUUUGAAUCUCAUAUUUACAGAAAGAGUGAAUUAUGGUGGAUUUAAAAUGUUUAUCUAUUUUAUUCAUUAAUGGUGAAGAUUUUCUUUUUUUCUUUUUUUGUCCCCAACCUGUGCUGGACCAAACUACUGAUUUUGAAAGGCUUGUCAGAUCUUGACAGGAAAGUGACCCAUUUAUUUUGCAUUCAUCUGUGAUGGUGAAAUGGACAUUUAUUUGCAUCACUCUAAUUUGAAAUGUUUAAAAUUUCACAAGCACUUUAUAAACUUUGUUCUUAUUUAUUUAGGACUUUGCUUUUGUUGUGGUCAAAAGGUGCUGAAACAGAUUGUUGCUUAAUAUUUAGACUUCUUAAACCAGUAACUUAAACCAAGUUUUCUUUGAGAGCCACCCUGAGACGUGCAGAAGCCUAUUAGAAGUAGCUGUACUCAAAUUUGUUUUCAGUGGCAAGAUUGUUGGCCAGAGUCUUUGUGAAGGUACAGCAUGUAAACUCGAAAGGCCUGAAAGAACCAUAGUGGAAUCAUUCCAAUUAUCUAUUGCCAGUUUUGGUUCCUCUGAACCUUAUGCCAACUUGAUGGGGGAAAAAAAAAAUCAGCAGCUGGCCUGAGAUUCCACAGAGCUCAAUCUUGACAUGGUUUCUAGAGAAUCUGGCCCCAAAGUCCAGAAGGCUCUGGUUAUCAUAAAAGGUGUAUUUGCUGUUUAUUUUGUAUGGUAAGUAUUUGCUAUUUUGAAUUUAAUUAUUAAUGUUGGUGUCAGUCUUGGUUGUGUAUUGCAUAUACUGUAUUUAUAAAUUGGUGCAAAAAGCACAAGUAAAUUAUACAUCAAAUUUAUUAUAAAGAAAUAGUAAAUAUUUUAACUUUGUUCAAGUAUGUGGUAAUUUGCUCCUAUUAGAGUAAAAAAAAUACAGUAAAUUAUUAUCAGUUUGUGUAACUUAAGAGUAUUCCAUAUAAUAUUUUUUUAGAUUUAGAUGCAUAAAAUUUUGAAUGUGAAAAUUGCAGGGCAUUUAAAAACAUGUGGGGGAUAUUUUCCCAUGUUCUGUGUUAAUUCAUUUUCUUUUGCCAUAUGAUUUUACAUGUAAUGUAGUCAAGCAUACUGUGAAUAGAUUUGUCUAUAAUGAGCAAACCAUGUAGAUCUACUUUUUUUAAAUGUAGCUAAAACAACCUUAGUAGACAAUUUCUUUUGCAAAUCAUUAUAUAAAUAAUUUAUCUUCCUCGGUGAGUUACUUAUUGCAAAGUUUGACUCAUGCAAAUGACCUCAAAUACAUGUCAGCUUACUUUGCUGUGGCAACAUCCAUGUGAACUGCUUUGUACACUGUGAAAAUAUUUCACUCCAGCCUGCUCAUUUUGUGUUUACUCUGGGCUGGAAAAGACUUUGCCAAAACAUUAAAGACCAUUCUUUUCACUAAAUUAACAUAGUCUAUCUGCUUUCAGAGGAUGUUUCUGUACAUUUCCGCUGGUUUUGUAUAUCAGGUUUUUUUCCUGUCAAGAAUCAUACUCUUGGAGUUCA